Salvia hispanica is the source of this 756-nucleotide messenger RNA. NCBI's taxonomy places the organism in Eukaryota, Viridiplantae, Streptophyta, Magnoliopsida, Lamiales, Lamiaceae. The record is from RefSeq and is a predicted model, not a curated record.
AUGGUUUGGAACCCUCAUUGUACAAUUUCUGCGUCCACCAGUCCAACUAAUGAAAUUAUCCUAUUUCAGGUUCUAGAAUACUUGAAGGGAAGUGUCAUAGUAGAGAGGCUGACAAAGAAUUCUAGUGGCAAAACAGCACUCGAUAUCUUGAACGAAAGCCUUCGAAACGCUAGCACGUAUCCAAGAAUGAAAACAAUCCUGAAAAGAUUUUCUAGUCGGCCAAUAGCCCUAGACUUGCCCAUCUUCGCAGAGAUGACGAUGGUGGCGGCCGUCCUGAUAGCGACCAUGGCCUUCCAGGCGGCUGUCAGCCCCCCUGGCGGCGUAUGGCAAGACGACAAGAAAGACGAAGCAACCGACCGAACAAUAUACAGAGCCGGCCAAGCAGUGAUGGCAUAUAAAGAUCCCGGUAGAUACAAACAGUUUAUUCAGUCUAACAUUGUGUCAUUCAUUUCGUCUCUCGUGGCAAUCUUGUUCCUCGCCACCACCGGCUCGUCGGACCAGUGGCUGUUCGCGCUGCUCGCCCUCAUUUCGAUGCUGGUGUCGAUGGCGUCUAUCGGAGUGACUUAUGGAUUUUCGUUGAUCAUGACCAACCCUAACAUGGCAAACUUUGGAUGGAGAUACUCUGUUGCCAUAUCAGUCGGUGUGUUCGCUGGAGUCAUGUGUUUUAUCAUUGUUGUUAGCUCUUGCAGAAGUGGGACCGGAAGAGUCAAACGAUUUGUUAAGAAGGCUGCGGGGCCCAACUGCAACUUUGUGUAG